CAUGUUGUGUGGUUUUAAGCCUAAAGUGUGGCUACAACUACUUCAAGAAUGUUUCUGUUCCUGUUCAAAUGUGUGCGUAGUUGUGCUUUUCGUCAUGCAGACCAUGGUGUGUUUUGGAGUCAAAGGUGUGAAUAGGUUUGUGAAAGUGUUCCUGUAUGUGUGUGUGUGUGUGUCAGCAUUGUCAUGUUCUCCUUUGUGUGGGGAUUUCUCUGCAUGACUGCCAGGUGCGAUGGCUCCAUUCAUUUGUGCCACUCUGAUCCUUCGGAUAAUGUAACAAGCACAACCCCACCCACCCACCUCCCUCCUCCAGUGAACAUCUAACCCCUACAAUUAUCCCAAGAUUGUUUUUUGCUGGUUGAAACCAGGCACACUUGGAAAGCUAUGGAGUUAUUGAUCUUUGCCUUGGUAUAGCAGUAUUUUAAGCAUUUCCUUUUUUGUGUUUUGACAUGAAGUUCAAAGCGAUUGCACAACAGAGUAGCAGGGUAAUCCACUAUCUCAAUAGCAACCUGCAACAUGGUAAGUAAUAUGUCACUGUCACUGCACCACAGUUCAUAGUGCUUGGAACACGAGGUUGGUUUUAGAUAACAUAUGAAUAUUUGGAGUUUUCUUUGAGAAACAAACCACAUUAGAGCAUAUUACUGGCAGGUGCAGCUUGUGGUCAUAUCAUGAGUACCUUCAUUUACCUAAAGUCUUUCUGUAGCUGUGUGCAGAUAUUAUGUGUGUCCGUUUAGCGGAUAGCAGGUGUCUGAUGUGUAAACAGAGAAGGUGGAUAGGAGAGGGGCGACAGGAGGUAGGAGGGAGAGAGAAGGAAGGGGUAAGUGGGAUGGGUGGAGUAACGGAUGUAUUUAAGAUGCUGUAGUCCUCAUCCUUCUUAUCAGUUGCUUUUACCUCCUCUCUCUGCACCUGAACAACAGACCAGCACUCAUCCUCCACUCAGAAUGUCUUUGCCUAAUUCAGAGAAUGCCUCCACCCUGGAGAAUGCCAUGCAGCUCAUGAUCCAGACCUUCCAUAAGUACUCUGGAAAUGAGGGGGACAAAUAUACACUGAGCAAGGCUGAACUCAAAGAGAUGCUUACCACAGAGCUUGGGAGCUAUCUUGGGAAUGCCCAGGAUAAGGAAGCUGUGGAAAAGAUUAUGGGAGACCUGGAUUCCAACAAUGACGGAGAGGUAGAUUUUACAGAGUUCAUCAUACUCAUUGGAGCUCUCACUGUUGCCUGUAACGACUUCUUCUUGGAGUACAAUGACAAGCAAGAGAAGAAGAAGUGAAGCCACCCACCGCCCCAGAGUCUCCUCUUUAAAAUCCCACAUGUUCCAGGGAGGAAGCACUUAAGGAAAGGGAGAAGGCCCAUUUGGGACACCCUGUCAUGGACCUCGUGUGCACAAACACACACACAAACCUCUAAUAGCAAAACCUCAAGCAAUAAAUGUUGGGUGUUUGUCCACAAUGUC
Molecule: messenger RNA, 1448 nt
Organism: Archocentrus centrarchus (flier cichlid)
Lineage: Eukaryota; Metazoa; Chordata; Actinopteri; Cichliformes; Cichlidae
Gene: s100t
Product: S100 calcium binding protein T
Exons: 3
Coding region: 840-1265 (141 amino acids)
Cellular component (GO): cytoplasm
Molecular function (GO): transition metal ion binding; calcium ion binding; calcium-dependent protein binding
Source: RefSeq, a predicted model, not a curated record